UCCGUCUCUCCAUCCGAUCCCUCUUUCCUCCUCUGCUCUGGUCUCUCUGCUACAGUCGUCGCAGAAGAGGUCUCUUCUCUCUCUCUCCGCCGGAGACGACAGUGCCCUCCGGCCGGCCUUCCCUUUCUCUCUAGCCCUCCCGGCGGGGAGAUGGCCUUGGAGGAGGAGCAGAAGCCCAAGGGAGGGGUGGCUAGAUCCAGGCUCAUUGUCCGCCUCGGGGCAUUCCUUGUCUCUCACAACGUGUUCGUUAGUGUUGUCUGCUGCAUCGCGGGGAUCAUCGCCCUCCUCCUCCUCCCCGUGCUGGCCAAGAACACCUACAUCUCCGAGAACGCCCUCAUGCCAGGUUCUGCCAAUCCAGCAUUUUCUGCUCAGGAUGUGAUGGAAGCAAACAGAUUUGUUAAAGAUCUAAUUGAUCGGAGAACCAUAGAAGGAACAGGAAUAGAAAUACCAAGAUUGAUAGGACAACAUAUGGCAGGUGUGGGUGCUGAAGUCUAUUACCAUAAGUUCUGGCCUCACAAGAAUCAGUUUCACCCUCUGCAUUUCUUCUCUUGCGCCCCCAAUACUGUGACGAUGCAAAGCAAUAGCAGCUGUGCAUCAGUUGGUGUCAAUUCCAUUGGCAUCAUACGAGCUCCUCGUGGUGAUGGAAAAGAAGCAAUUGUAUUGGUGACUCCUUACAAUCCAUGGAAAAUUGAACUAAGUGAAGCCUUAUCGCUGGGCCUUGCAUUCUCAAUCUUCUCCCUCCUUGGCCAAGUUUCAUGGCUUGCGAAAGAUAUUGUGUGGCUAGCUGCAGAUUCACAAUUUGGGGAAUAUACCUCAGUUUCUGCAUGGCUAAAAGACUACCAUAGUCCUGUUUUCUUUAGUGAAUCAGGGAAAAUGAAUGUUGAUAUGUGCUAUGAAUAUAAUAGUCAUCAAGAUUGGGAUCGUAUUACGGUGAAUUGGGCAAAUGCUAAUGCUUUCAAACGUGCAGGAACUAUGGCUGCUGCUCUUGUUCUUAAGGUCUUAGAAAAGAAGGAAAGACAGGAAAGAGAUAGCCUUACCAUAUAUGCAGAGGCAUCCAAUGGCCAGAUGCCAAACCUAGACCUCAUCAAUAUUGUCCAUUAUUUAGCAGUUCAUAGGCAAGGUUUGCGUGUAAAGAUUGCGACCAUAGGUUCAUUACUCAACUCUGUGUGGCUUAGGUCAAUUGGUGAAAUAGUGCAAAGACUUUGCAGAUUUGCUAAAAGCUUGGAUCCGAGAUGGAAAUAUGAUAUUACUUCUGCUGAUUAUGUAGAAGGCAGUGCUACACUUGCAAGCUCAAUGUAUUAUCAGGCAAUUGGGGUGCCCACUGGGUCACAUGGUGCUUUCCGUGAUUACCAGGUGGAUGCAGUAACUCUGGAGCUCUCUCCCUGGUUUUCUCUGAAAAAUGAGAACAGUCAAUCUGCAUUCCUUCUGAGGGGUGGCAGGACAUAAUAUCGUUUUAGGGGACACCCUCCUCCAGGGUCUGUCAGGUGCUGAAUUUUAGCCUCAUGGUGCUGCUAUUUAACACCUAGGCUAGAGCCUCUACAAGAAACAUGGGUUCUAACAGGUCGGCAAGCUUCUUGGUGAUGUAAAUGAGCAUACUUUCCAAGGGUCCAUUGAGUCACUUGUCAUGGCCUUAUGGUUGGAGUAUGUGGAAAUUGCAUGGGUGGGUGGGGUCUUUAGAGUUAAACAUGCAUGUUGGUUACUUGGUUGUGAUGAUUCCCUUGGCAUGCGUGGACAGUGUGAUGCCCCCAAAGGUUAGCAAUUCUUUGUAUGGUUGAGACCUGGGAUCUCCUUCAUGCUAUGAUAAGUAUCAAGCUUGACCUGUGAUCCCCUUCAACCGUAAAAUCAUCUAGAAUCAUCUUGACAGACAGAAAAUCUAGGUUGGAGAAAGCAUAAGUAGGCUGGCUAACUAUGAAAAUUAGCGAAUUAUGUGGAUGAGUCUAUGAAGGGCACAAAAUGAUAUGUUAUAGGAAUAGCAGUUUAGAACUCUCUCUCUAUCUCUCUCCCCCCCUCCCCUGCCACCCAAUUGUGUGUAUGGGAUUUUUGUCUGAAGGAAUAAAAUUUUCACUCCGUGCUUGCAAUGAUAAGAAAAUUAAUAUUUAUAUUGUGCUCGAAUUUUCUUCAAUGCUUUCCAAGUUGGGGCUAUACUUGUUCUAUUUAACUGAAGGCGUCCUUUACAAUAUUUCAAUUUUCUUUAUGUUAGUACAUGUAAAUAUGAGUUCUCAGUUACAGUAAAGUUGGACGUGGGGGAGAAUUGCCUCCUCACACCUGUACCUGUGCACAUGCACAUGUCCUUACCACCUUCCUAUUGAGUAGCGUAUUACAAAUUAGUAGUCUGGUAAGCCCUAAGUGCCUUGGGCAGCUUUUCAUUGUCAAGUAUAUGCUCUUCAGUUGUCGUUUUUUAUAAUACUAUGGCACCCUGAACACUUACAUGAUAGAGAAACUACUCCAGAAGGAUUGACAGAGUAAAGAAGCUCGUGUCAAGGUUUGAAACACUUAUUUUGUGCAAGUUCAUUUUAGUGUUUUACUUAAUCUGUUGAUGUGCCAUAAGGUGACAUUAAAAAUCUUAUUGACAUAUGCAAUAAAGUAUGUUUUUCAGAAUCAAUGGCUUAAAAAAUUAAACAGGGAACACAUUGGACUUACAGAUUUGCUAACUUAGAGAAAGAAAAGAUAUUAUGUUCAGAUGCUGUUUCAAGUGUAUAAUUUACAUAAGUAAAUACAGUCUUGUAAAAUAGCUCGAUUCAGGACUCCAUAUUUCUUAUAUUCAAAACUAUUAUUUUUUUUCUUUUUUCCAUUUUCAUGUUGCACUCUGAAGUUGCCUCUUGAGGCCAAAAAGAAGAAAUGCAAUACACUGGUACUUUGGUAGAUGAAAAGGGCAAGAUUUAGUCAAAAGCUAUUUCUUUCAACCAAUUAGGCUUUUUAACCAUGCUCAUAAAAGUACUAAUAUCCACAAUAAAUAUAUCUUACCAUGUACGAGGAAUUACAGAUAUACAGUUUACUUUGGAUAUCUGACCGCACUGGUGGAGACCAUGCUACCAGAACAUAUUAUCCGAUUGAGAGAGAUAAGGAUCAUUUGAAUUCCUCUCCAUCCUAUACCAAUUUAAGGAUGGAUUCUCUCAUUAGUGUAUGACAGAGUGGAAUAAAAUUUUGAACUCAGUUACAAGCUGUUCAUCUCUAGGACAUUUUUGAAGUUCUUUCUUUUUUCCUCCAAGCAUCACUUUUUCUAUUGUCAUAAAUAAAGAUUGAUGAGUACAUUAAUUCCAUAAUGUGUAUAGCUUGCAAUAGAAUUUCAUCUCAUUUCCCUUUACCGGUGAGUAGAUGGCUACUGAUGGCUUGUAAUACUUUCCUGCUAUUUUUGUAUAGUUGGCAAUGACAGAUGAAUGCUACUGAUGGUUUGUAACUGGUAGAUAGGAUGCUAACCUGUUAUGUUGCAGCAAAGGCCGCAACCUUGUGAGACAUCAGUCUAUAAAAGUUGUUGGAUCUCUAAAUUGGUCUGCUGACGUCUGUUGAAAUGUUUGGACUUGUUC
Messenger RNA from Phoenix dactylifera (date palm), 3524 nucleotides. The record is from RefSeq and is a predicted model, not a curated record. Lineage: Eukaryota; Viridiplantae; Streptophyta; Magnoliopsida; Arecales; Arecaceae.